AUGGCAACCGGUCAUGCAUAUGCGGUAGUCCCAGGACUAUCGCAACAGCAGCCGUUACCGCAAUUGCAACAGCAGCCAAUACAGGUCGUGGUAAGCGGGAGAGCGUGCACAAACUGCGCUCGUGUCAAGUGCAAAUGCAUCUACCGCGCCGACGUUGCUGGCUGUGAAAGGUGCCACCGUCUUGGCAAGGACUGCACGUCGACUCGUCCCGCGCCGAGGCGCCCCCCGAGACGUCAGACCCAGCAAGAUGCAAGCUGGCGUGCCGCGAGGUUGGAGGAGAAGCUGGACGACCUGGUGUCGUUCCUGAGGACACAGCGGGACUCGGUCCCGAAAGAUUCAAGAGAGCUGGACAACCACGACGGCACCGACGAGGAAAGCAACAGCAACAGCGGCGAGGACGACGACGAGCCCGAGCUCGACACCCCCAACACGUCUGCACCAUCCUCGUCGGCCCCCGCAACAGCCGCCUACACCCCAGAAAAGGACAAGGCCGGCCCGUCUCCCGCCCCUGCAGCAGCAGGCCGGGUCGACCAGGAGUGGUCCUUUCCUGACGAGCCGCCUCCGGCGGAGGCUGAAGAGUGCCUCAAACAGUUCCGCGCCGACACUAUACCUUUCUUCCCGUACCUGGACCUCCCUCCCUAUGUCACGGCCCAGCAAAUGCGAAUCUACUACCCCUUCCUGUGGCUCAAUAUCAUGGCCACGGCCUCAGUCUCACCGAAAAGACGCUUUGCUCUGGCCGAGCAGGCAAAGAACAUCAUUAUACAGAAGGUUGUCGUCGAGCGACAGAAGAGCGUUGAUCUGCUCUUGGGCUUGAUAACCUUUCUCAGCUGGUCGUAUCUCUACCCCGGGGCCAAGCCUUAUACCGCCCUGUUCUCUCAGCUCGCCGUUACCCUGAUCUGCGACCUCGAGCUCCACCGGCCCUCGCGCCCACAUCAUGCUUGCAACACGGCAAAGGAGGACGUAGAUGGCGGCAACUCUUUUCUCCUUCCGGAACACUCAUCAACAAGGCCCACUCUGCUUGAGAGGCGCGCUGUGUUGGGGGCGUACGUGUUGACUUCUACGUACGUUGCCACAUCUUCUCUCCUACCGCGCCUUCCUCGAGCGUAG
Molecule: messenger RNA, 1107 nt
Organism: Lasiosphaeria miniovina
Lineage: Eukaryota; Fungi; Ascomycota; Sordariomycetes; Sordariales; Lasiosphaeriaceae
Exons: 4
Coding region: 1-1107 (368 amino acids)
Biological process (GO): regulation of DNA-templated transcription
Cellular component (GO): nucleus
Molecular function (GO): DNA-binding transcription factor activity, RNA polymerase II-specific; transcription cis-regulatory region binding; zinc ion binding
Source: RefSeq, a predicted model, not a curated record